This is a messenger RNA of Acromyrmex echinatior (Panamanian leafcutter ant), 4109 nucleotides long. RefSeq names its product leucine rich repeat containing protein 7 lap1 (gene Lap1). Gene Ontology annotation, molecular function: protein kinase binding. Lineage: Eukaryota; Metazoa; Arthropoda; Insecta; Hymenoptera; Formicidae. Gene Ontology annotation, biological process: establishment or maintenance of epithelial cell apical/basal polarity; neurotransmitter receptor transport postsynaptic membrane to endosome; receptor clustering. The record is from RefSeq and is a predicted model, not a curated record. Gene Ontology annotation, cellular component: postsynaptic density; basolateral plasma membrane; adherens junction.
AUAAUUUAUUAUAGUUAAGAAAUAUGUGAAUUAUUAGAAUUAAUGUCAUGUGUGACUGUGUCGUUUCCAGUUUUACACACAUGAAAUGGGUAGCUCUUGGUGGCAGUGCGCCGCGUGUCUGAGAGCUCAGGAAGAAGACGUCUGCGAGCUACAGCUGAAUCAUUGUAAUCUCUAUGAUGUACCACCCGAUGUGUUCAUUUACGAAAGAACGUUGGAAAAGUUGUAUCUCGACGCCAAUAGAAUAAGAGAUCUUCCCAGACCGCUAUUUCAGUGCCACGAAUUGAGAGUAUUGUCGCUUAGCGAUAAUGAAAUCGCUACGUUGCCACCUGCCAUAGCAUCGUUGAUCAACCUGGAAUACUUAGACCUCAGCAAGAACAGUAUAAAGGAGUUACCAGACAGCAUAAAGGAGUGCAAAAGUCUCCGCUCGAUAGAUAUCAGUGUCAAUCCUUUUGAACGUUUCCCGGACGCUAUAACACAUAUCGUCGGCUUGCGCGAGCUCUACAUAAAUGACGCAUACAUAGAAUAUUUGCCGGCUAACUUUGGACGACUAUCAGCCUUGAGGACACUCGAGCUGCGGGAGAACAACAUGAUGACGUUGCCUAAGAGUAUGAGCCGUCUGGUAAAUUUGCAGAGGCUCGAUAUUGGCAACAAUGACUUCACGGAACUACCUGAAGUUGUUGGAGAUCUCAUCAAUCUCACGGAACUAUGGAUCGAUGGUAACGACAUCAGGCGUGUUCCGGCAAAUGUCGAGCAGCUCUACCGCUUGAACCACUUCGACUGCACGAUGAACGCUAUACACGCACUCCCUAUGGAGAUACGCGGCUGGCGUGACAUCGGGAUCAUGAAUCUGUCCUCGAACGAGAUGUACGAACUGCCUGACACGUUAUGCUAUCUGCGCACGAUCGUCACUCUCAAGAUCGAUGACAAUCAAUUGAACGCACUGCCGAACGACAUCGGCCAGAUGUCGAGCUUAGAGGAGCUUAUAAUCACUAAGAACUUUCUCGAGUACUUGCCGUCUUCGAUCGGCUUGCUACGCAAGCUGCACUGUCUCAACGCAGACAAUAAUUAUCUGCGCGCGUUGCCCGCAGAGAUUGGCAGCUGCACGUCGUUAUCUCUGCUCUCUUUGCGAUCGAACAAUCUGACGCGGGUGCCGCCCGAAUUGGGUCAUUUGUCCUCGCUGCGAGUGCUUAAUCUCGUCAACAACUGCAUCAAGUUUCUUCCAGUCUCCAUGCUGAAUCUCAGUAACCUGAAAGCAUUGUGGCUGAGCGACAAUCAAAGCCAACCAUUAGUGCCGUUGCAGCAGGAGUUCAAUUGCGAGGAGGACAUGAUGGUAUUGAGCUGCUUUAUGCUGCCACAGAAACCGCGGCAAGACUUAGAGCAAAUAGCACAAACCGCAGGACCGAUUUCGAGUUCGAUCAUCGGAAACGGCAAAAGAAUAUGUUUCGCUGCUGAGGUAGAUUCCGAAGUCCCCAGGCAACUUCAUCGAGCACCGACCCCUUACCCCAAGGAGCUACGCAAUCUCGCUAGGCAUGCUCGUAAUCUGCAUCAUCAGUCCAUUCAUGAUCAAAGAAACGUACCUUUGUCUACAACCUCUGUCGAUCGUCACACAGCGAAGAAUUAUAGCAAGAACAACAGACCGGUCGAUCCCGGAGCGGCAGAGCACUCGGUAUCCGAGGAAUCGUCCGACGAGGCAAACAAGACCGUACUAGCGAAGGAAAAAAGCCCGGACAUCCGGGAGGCCAAGUACAUCCGCAAUCCCACGUCCGAUUACGUCACGAAAGCGCCUACGGUGGCCGAUUACGUCAACUCCACGUGGAAACCGGACGAGUACUCCAAGGCGAACACGGCAAAGAUAGUAGAAUCCGAGAAGUUCAUUGAGCCCUAUAGAACGACGAUGUCUGUCGACGCUACGGACGGUAAAUACGGCGAGCAGACGCGGGUAGCUGUUGCGCCGAAAUGCGACGUACCACCAGCUCCGCCACCAUAUCACAUCGCGGCAGCGUUCUCCAAGAAGGCUGCUCUUUUCCAACAGUUUAAUAAUCCGAUCGAAACGGAUACGCAUUUGGCUCCACCUUCGUUACCUUUCAACUCGCUCUUAAAUUCGGUCGGACCAUUACCGGAUGUAACGAAACAGAAAAACUUGGAUACGAACGCGGAAUCGGCGAAAGUUGAAGAAUGCGCGUCCGUGUCAUCGAGUGACCGGACAAAUCUCGUUAAUUCGAACGACAAGCCAAUGGAUAACGAGCGGAUAAGUUCUCUUGAUCAGAUCAGUGUGGACCAGAAUUGUACAUCGAUCUCUGAUCCUGACGCCGAUUCCGAACUGAGCGAUCGUGUCCUCAGGCCGAGUAAAAUUCCUGUUCUGAAGACGAAACACACGGAGAACUCAGGUAACGAUGCAAGCUCGAGUAGGAGUGUCUCCAGAGAGGAUUAUGACGCGAGUAGAAUGUUGAACAUGUAUUCUGGAAUACCCACAUCGCCGGUAACGGGGAAGAAGUACCGCAGUCCGUUAUCGGCAGUGGUGAAGCCACUCGAUCGAUCGAAGAAGCUGACGAACGGGAACGCCUCAAGCAACAGUCCAUGCGAUAAUGCCAAUGUCCCCACUGACGCGUCGACGAACAUUGAUCGGAUGAACGCUCCCGUUCAAACAAACCAGAACGUUGUCGAUGCAUUCAGCGUCUCUUCUCCCGCUACCAUUGUCGCUAAGAGCGAAAACAACUCUAGCCGAGACAUAUCGAAUCAUAGUACGAAUGGCAAGUCUCAAGGCGACACAAACUUCAACACCGAGAACUUCAAGGAGCAUACGAGUCCUGCGUCGAACGAGACGCCGAGCUCGGAGAGGAAGCCGAAAUUCAAGUGGAUGUUUGGCCCUCACAAAAACGCGAAUGUGCUGCCUGUUCAAGUGAAGAAGAAUCCAGGUCUCGGUUUCAGUAUAGCUGGCGGGGUAGCGGGUGCAGAGACUGGAAUAAUUGUGACGAAGGUGAAUCCCGACGGACCAGCUCAGGGGACUCUUCGACCGGGAGACAAGAUCCUAGAGGUAGACGGCAUCGACUUCACCAAGUCAGAUCACAAUAACGCUGUCGCCGUUCUACGUGCCACCGGUGCUGUUGUAUCUAUGAUGAUAAGUCGUCACCAAUGAUUGUAAGUUAUUUCGGAGAAACAAAAAAAGGGGAAGAAAACUUUUUCUAAUUCUUUUAGAUCGCGUACGAUCGCUUUACACACUUCAGACUGAAUACAUUUUAUAUAUAUAGCUCUAUGAUACACGUAUACAUAUAUAUAUUUAAAUAUAUUCUUUAAUCAAAUCUGUAAAUCGAUAAGUAAACGCGUCACUUUCGCGAAAAAACGAGAGAGACAGAUAGAGCGGUCUGUGUGAAUAUCGCCGAGAUUACUCGCGCUGUUGUGAAUCCGCGACGAUAUUCGCGCGGAUAGACACGGGAUACCCCAUACACACGUGCAUCUAUAUAUUUGUGUUGAGUAAGAUUGUGUGUAAAACAAACUAGGACAUAAUUCGUUGCGAUUAACACGGCGCGAUAAAGUGAUCGAUCCUCCCCCGUGAGAAUAAUAAUGAAGUAUGUUAUUUUUCAAACAAUCUUAUCUACGAGCGGAUCCAUCCCGCUUUCUUAUGUAGCUCCUCCACGAGUAACUACGACUAGAACAAUAAUGUCUUUCCUGAAAGCUCUCUAAUUCCGAGACACGCACAUCUGCGCGCGCGUGUAGACGAUGAUGUUGUUAGACUAGUUGAUUUACAUAUAUCUAUAUCUAUAUGCGUUCUCCUCCGAUGGGAGUGCCGACAAUGUGCCAGAAAACAAAGUACUAUUUAUUAUCCAUAUACAUAACAUAUUGAGAAAAAAAGAUAUAUAUACUAUACAUAUAUAAAUAUAUACAUAUAUUAUAUAUAAACAAAUUUAUCUGUAGACGAGCCAGACAAAGCUCCCAUGGAUUCCAGGGUGGUGUAAAUAAAUCUCUCGAUUGUUCCCGCGUGUUGAGAUAUUUGUUAGACAUUUUUCCAUGGAAUGUUUCGACGACAAGAACUUCGCCUUCGAACUCGUAACAUAGAUUUUUUUCUUAACGCGGAACGCUGAAAUAUAAACACGAUUUUUUUAAUUAUGAAA